AUGACAUCGAAGAUACCAGAGUGUUCAAUUUGCUUUGAACAUUACAAUGACCAAAGCAAGUGUCCUCGGCUUUUGAGUUGUGGACACAGCUUCUGCUCAAGCUGUCUGGAGAGACUUCUCCAUGGUAACAACAUUGAUUGUCCCACAUGCAGAAAUCCAGGUGCUGUUCCUACUGGAGUGGAAGGACUGUUAAAGAAUUUUGCAUUAUUGGACAUUGUGAAUGACACACCCAAAGAACACAUUGGGAGUACAGGCUUGCUUGAUUGCGAAGCUUGUGAUGAGAAACACCCUGCGAAUUUCAGCUGCCUUGACUGCAAAGAAAACAUGUGCAAAACUGCAGCUCAGUUUCAUACUCGCAACAAGGCAAGUUUCGAUCAUCAAGUUGUCUCCCUUGAGGAACUGGAAGCAAACCCUCAGCUUGCUUCUGUUUCCCUCAUAUGCCAAAAACACAAUGAUAAAUUCCGUUUUUUUGAUGAGAAAUGUGGUCAUGCAGUUUGUAGGGAAUGCGUCGCUCUUGAACACUUUGGUCACUUGUGUUUACCACUUGCUGAAGCUGCCUCAGAGUAUGUAAAUGAAGUGAAAGAUUUAAUAAAAAAGACUAACGUGGAAACUGGAUCAGCGGUUGAAUAUGAACUGGAAAUGGCUCGACUUGAAAAGGAGGUGGGAUACCUACAAGGCCUCCUUAAAAAGGUAAAAAAAAGUUAGAAUAAUUAUGUGUUGUUUGUGUUAACUUAUUGUUACAUGCUGCCAAAGUUAGAAUUCAAUUCAUUUUUUUCACAUUUUUCUAAAACUGAGCAUCUCUUUGGGUAUUUCCAAUGAAAUCAAAGUCAUCACAAUUGCUAUUAAUGAAAUAAUAAUCCCUUUAAGAGAUUAAUGUAAUAAUCGUGUUGCCAUUCAGAUCAAGUUUCAAGUUUGACAUUUUGGACAGUGUUGGCUCUUUUUGGGCAGAUAGUGAUCAGAAAAAUAACAAAUGGCUGUUAUGGAAGCUGAGGUACAUGUACCAUUGACAGGAAGAAAUAAUUUCCGUAAGAUGAAAGUUUGAAUACCGAGCGGAUCUCCUCUCCUCUCACGUUAAAACUUGUAACAGAAAAUGCAUGUUCUUAGCCCAAGGUGACAGAGAGUAACAGGCUGGCAUCACCAUUCUAUUACAAAAAGUUUUAAAGGCUUGUUUAUGGUGGAAAGUGCAGUCAGCUUAUCCAGCUAGUUUACAGGCACUCCACUCAGAUACUUAAUAGAAACAAAUAAUUCAAACACAACAUAACAGGAUUAAAAACCCAACUGGCAGAAGGCAACCAGUGGCUGUGGAUUUGAACUUGGGAUGACUGAGAACAAAUCUAACAAGUCCCAAGAGCGGGAAUAGAACCCAGGACCUCCGGAUUGCGAUUCUGACACGCCGACUUCUCGGCCACACUGCCAUUCCAUUCCCUUCGCUUAUAUUCUUUGGAGGGUAUUUUGCAUUAGUAUAUACUUAAACAGUGGAUAGUGUUUUUCGCGGGCUCUGAUUGGCUACUGAAUCAGUGAAUAUCCUGCACUAUUCACUGAUUCACCUCCAGUUCCUCCAAGCGAGCGACGCCAAACUCGCGUAGGUUGUGAGCAAAAUGCUUUCCUGGUUUGCUGCUAUGACAAACAAAGAAACUUCACAACUAAUCAAGCAAGCUAUUUCCGAAAUACAUGAAGAAGGAGACAAAGUUCGGUUUGUAAGUUUUAAUAGGUAAAGCUUUGUCUUUUUGACUUGAAUAGUUAUCGAUAAAACCAGUGAAAACGUUUUUUGUUUACAAAUGCAAAUUAAGCUUAAGUCUUGCGUUACGUUAUUUGGUUGACUUGUUCAUAAAUAAGCUUAAACCUAAAUUAUUUUAAUAAUCUUUUUUACAGAAUUAUUUUAAAUACAAACAGAAUUCACAACUCCUUUUGAAGAAACUUCCUGCAAGAGCUAAACAAAAACUGGGACUGGGCGCCAAAUGGAGUAGUCGUGUUUUUUUGUCGCUCCGACGCUGCCUUGCCGUUUCACUAUAUCAGUUUCAGGAAAUUAGCCAAAUCAGCCUCAAACUAUUUAGAGAAUCUUUGCUUUUCCUUUCCGUUAUGCCCAACGAAAAGCGAGCGAGACAAGUGGCAUGCUUAAGCAGUGAAGAUGAAAGAACGCCACCACAUAAACAUGAGGCCGGCGCCGCCAUCUUGGAAAGCAUACACGAAAAGCUAAAGAAGCUAGACGUGCUUGAACAAAUAAACGGAAGACUGCUGAAGAUUGAAAAUACCGUUGGUGACAUGGAAAGAGGACUUAACUCUAUGACAGCAGAACUGCAGAAGGUAAAAACGGAUUUAGACUCAAAAGCAGAUAACGCCACUGUCGAUGCGCUGAAGGAUGAAAUCGAAGAAUUACAAAACAGGUCAAGAAGGAACAACUUAGUCUUCUACAAUAUACCAGAGAAAGCCGAAAAAGGAGAUUGCAUCUCUUUUGUACAGGAUUUUAUUACGCAGCAUAUGGGCCUUGAAACGUUAUGUGGCCAUGUUGAGCUGGAGAGGGCACACCGCACGCCAAGCAAAACGCCUUCUGCUGGUGAAAAGGGUCCCAGACCAAUGCACGUCGCUUUUCUUCGAUACACGGAUAAGAUGAAGGUACUAAGGAAUGCCGCCGCUCGUCUAAAGGAUAACCCGUUAAACGGAAAUGCCAUCGGUAUAAGUGAGGAUUUCGCCAAAAAAACCCAACGGCGGAGGCAAGAGCUCGUGCCCUACAGAAAGUUUCUAAAGAAGAAACUCGGAGACGACCGGAAAGUCUACAUCGCAUAUCCUGCAAUACUCAAAUAUGUCGAUGCCAAUGGCCGUCACAGAAUCGUAGGAACAGAAGAACUAGCAAAACUACGCCAUGAAAUGGAAGAGGCAAAGAGUUAACCUAGCAACGCCGUCGGAGUGAUACUGACCAACAACAACUUUAAUCUCACAUUCUACCCAUUGUUGGAGUUAAAAGAACUUCACAGGCAAUGCCUUUAAUUUGUUUCAUAAAAGGUAAUUUUCGUUUUUAUGUUGUAAGUGAUGUAAUGUUUUCUCCAGGCUUUAGCUUAAGAAGGCUUCUGUAUUGUGAAACUAUUAAGAUAUCGAUAUUUAUUCGUUAAUAUGAAUAAGUUAACUUUUAUUACGUUAAAUGUUAGGGGUUUAAAUAGUUCAAGAAAACGAAGAGCUAUUUUUCGGCAACUGCACGUUAACAAGUACUCAAUAAUUUUCUUGCAAGAGACAUAUAGCUCUACUGACCAAGAAAAAUUAUGGAGUAACGAGUGGGGUAGUAAAGUGUACUUCUGUCAUGGUAGUAAACACAGCAAAGGAGUAGCAAUUCUGUUUAAUCCUCGACUCAAAGUGCUAGUAGAAAAUGAAAUUUGUUGUGAAAACGGCAGGAUUCUUAUCCUGCAGUUUUCUAUAGAUGAUCAGAAAUUUAUUUGUGCCAAUAUUUACGCACCCAAUAAUGAUAACGCGCAAAUUAUAUUUUUUAAACAACUCAGAUCUUUACUUGAACAGUUUCCCAACGACAACAUUAUAGUAGGUGGCGAUUUUAAUUGCCCUCUUUCCAAAACCGAUAAAGAAGGAGGACGUGAUGUUUCGUCAAGAAGGAAUGUCGCCAGCGAGAUCGAGCAACUGAUGUGUAUUUUGGAUUUAGACGACGUAUGGAGAACGCUACAUCCAGAAGAAAAACAAUUUACUUGGCGAACAUCUGACUUGAAAAUAAAAUGCAGAUUAGAUUAUUGGCUAAUAGCCCGUCAACUAUUACAAAAUUCCCCCGUGCAGAAAUGUGAAAUCAAGCACGCUGCACAUUGCGAUCACUCUUUAGUGACGUUGGAAUUGCCAAUUAAUGAGAAAUACCCAAGAGGUCCUGGAUUCUGGAAAUUCAAUUCCUCCCUCUUAGAAGAUGAUGAAUAUGCAGAAAAAUUAAUGUUUAAAAUUCCGCACUUUAUAAACAAGUAUCAGGAUCUUGAAGAUCACGGACUCUUAUGGGAGUUGAUUAAAAUGGAAAUAAGGGCGUUCACAAUUAGUUAUUCAAAACAAAAAGCUAAAAUGAAAAAAGAUUAUGAAAAAGAUCUCGUACAGGAAGUCUCAAGACUGGGAAAUAUGGGUGAAAACUGCCCAUCAGCAGAAGCCGUCCAGAGAUACAUUAAAGUUAAGAACGAAUUGGAUAAGAUUUCCUACGACCGGGCAAGAGGAGCAUGUGUGCGCUCCAAGGCCCGUUGGCAUGAGUUCGGCGAACGAAGUUCGAAAUAUUUUCUUAAUCUUGAGAGACGAAAUUAUGAAAAUAAAUGCAUUACCAGCCUUAUACAAGAAAACGGAAGCAGUAUCACGGACCCAAAGGAAAUCCUAAAAGAACAAAAAAGAUUUUAUCAAUCCUUAUAUUCCUCGCAAAAUCCUCAAAUAAACGAUCCUAAAUUCAAAGUGUUCUUCGAUAAUGACAAGGUAGAAAAGCUGAAUGAUGAACAAAGAAAGAAUUGCGAAGGCUUGCUGACGGAGAAUGAGUGCUGGAAUGCUUUAAAAUGUUUCCAAAAAAACAAAUCCCCUGGCAAUGACGGUUUUACUGCCGAAUUUUACAGCUUCUUCUGGAGUCAAUUAGGCAAGAUAAUGGUAAACAGUUUUAAUUAUGGAUUCCAUAAAGGUGAGCUGUCAAUUUCUCAAAGACAAAGCAUCAUACGUCUUAUUCCAAAAAAGAACAAAAAUUUAUUGUAUCUUAAAAAUUGGAGACCUAUUUCACUUUUAAAUGUGGAUUAUAAGAUUGCCUCUAAAGCUUUAGCUCUCAGACUAAAAAAGGUUCUAUCGGCAGUUAUAAAUAACACACAAACUGGUUACGUAGAGGGAAGAUUUAUCGGUGAAAACAUCAGACUUAUAAGCGACAUCCUCAAUUUCACCGUUGACCAGGACAUAGAGGGAAUUGCUUUAUUCAUCGAUUUUGAAAAAGCAUUCGAUAGUUUAGAAUGGGAGUACCUAUUUAAAGCUCUAGAUACCUUUCAAUUUGGACCCGACUUUAAGACUUGGGUGAAAACUCUGUACACAAACAUUUCUAGCUGCAUAAUAAACAACGGCUUCGCCUCCGAGUCAUUUACUUUAAAGAGAGGAGUAAGACAAGGCUGCCCUUUGUCUGGCUUGUUGUUCAUUUUAGCCGCAGAAUUACUGUCUUGCUCAAUAAGAGCUGAUGAACAUAUAAAGGGAAUUCGAGUCCUAAACAAAGAAAUAAAAUUAUCUCAAUAUGCCGAUGACACCACCUCCUUUUGCAAAGAUAAAGAGUCGCUUGGGAAACUGUUAGAGUUAUUAGACCUAUUUAAAGAUUGCAGCGGUUUAAAGCUUAACCAAAGUAAAUCUGAAGCAAUGUGGCUUGGAAAAAACCCAAAUAGGACUGAUACACUAUUUGGAGUUCAGUGGCCACAAAGGCCUAUCUCCGCCUUAGGGAUAUCAUUCUCUUACAAUCUAAAACUUUGCGAACAGGAAAAUUUUUCACAAAAGAUAUGUAAAAUUCAAAAGCUGUUUAAUAUAUGGUCUCAAAGAGAUCUCUCACUUUAUGGCAAGAUAACAAUCGCCAAAACAUUAGGGCUAUCGAAACUUAUCUUUGUAAGUUCGUGCAUACAUACACCGCCUCAUUAUAUAGAUAUCACUAAUAGAUUGAUUACAGAUUUUGUCUGGAAUAACAAGAAACCAAAGAUAAAAAGGGAUACUCUUAUAGGUCCAAAAGAAAGAGGAGGGCUGGAUUUACCAGAAUUUGAGACUAUAUCCAAGUCGUUACAAAGUGCUUGGGUUCAAAGAAUGAAGAAUGGUGUAGAGGAUCAGUGGAUGUUAAUUCCUUUAUUUUAUUUGAAAAAUGUUGGAGGGCCAUUUAUUUUUGAUUGUGAUUAUGAUGUAAAAUUUCUAGGCCUAAACAACUUACCAAUCUUUUACGCUGAUGUUCUUAACACCUGGGCGGAAGUCCGAGAGCAAACUUCGGACAAUGAAAUCUGUGUUGAGAAUGUAAUCUUAUGGAAUAAUAAGCAUAUUUUAAUAGACGGUAAAUCAGUAUAUUGGAAAGAAUGGCAUGAAGCUGGUAUACUUAGAAUUAAAGACCUACUAGAUGAAAAAAACAGAUUCCUCACACUUAAUAAGUUUCUUUUAAAAACUGGCCUCAAGGCGCCUUUUACUAAGUUAUUUGGUUUAAUAUCAGCUAUACCUUAUAGAUGGAAGUGCGCUUUGAGACCGGGAUUUAUCAUGAACAAUCAAGAUAUGGAACAAAAUACAACUAAGGAAAUUAACGUGGUUACUAGCAAGAAGGUUCGCAAUAUACUUAUUCAAAGGAAAUUUGUAGAACCGUUGGCUAGCCUUCGACUAUGCAGGCAAGGAUUGGACAGUUCCAAACUUAGUUCUAUUUAUAUGCUUCCAUUUAAAAUAACUAAAGAAACAAAAUUAAGCAUAUUUCAAUAUAAGAUUGUUCAUAAUAUUCUUCCACAUGGGGUUCUGUUACACAGAAUGAAAAUCGUAAACUCUCCUCUCUGCAUACAUUGUGAUUCCCUAGAAACGCUCUCCCAUAUGCUAGUUAACUGUAUAGUAAUUCAAAAGUUUUGGUUUGAAGUAAUUAGCUGGUGGAAAACUCACAGUGGUGAAUGUUUGCUAUUUGAUGACUUAAGUAUAAUGUAUGGCUAUAAUCCCGAAGAUCCUAAAAGGCAAAUCCUUAACUAUUAUAUCCUUCUUGGCAAGAGACAUAUCUUCCUGCAAAGGAGCGAAAUUAAACCCCCAAGCUUUGAUCACUUUCUUGAAUUCGUUAAAGACAAGUUAAUUGUACAAAGAUCGAUUUUUUAUUCCAAAGGACAAAAAGCAAAAUUUCUUUCACAAUGGAAGCCUCUCCUCUCCUUACUGUAAAUGAUUAUAAUCUAAUCUACGUAUGCGUGAAGCAAGCCUGGUUGCAGUGUAUGUUGUAUUAAUCGUUGGAAUCUUAAUUCUUAAUUGUAAUUUUUUGUAACCUUUAAUUUUGUAGUGAAAGUGUUGUAAGUGAUGUAGUGGUAAUAAAGAUCUCUGUUAAAAAAAAAUAAUAAAAAAAAAAAAAAAAAAAAAAAUAUCUCCAACACCUCUUCGUCACUGGAUUUGUCAAAAACACUCUCACUACGGUGAUUAAGAUAAUGUAAGGAGAGAUUCUACAUGUACUCUUUAUUUGCCUCGAAUUUCAUUUCUAACUUUUAAAUAUUCCCUUUGAAGUUGUUUUAGCCGUAAUUUAGAUUGAAUUUGCAUUCAGACGUUUCAGUUCUUUUAAAUUAUAUACCCAUUUUACUUCAAUUUUGACUUUUAAAAGAAUAUUAGUUUCUGAAUAAAUAUACAGCUCAGUCACUGAAUACCUGCAUGUUUCGCCAUUAAAAUACCAACGGUUCGUAGUUUUUUUUUGUCAUUUUAAGGAAUCCUGAGCAAAGGUUAAAUGGUUUCCAGUUAAGAGAAGUGCAUUCAAAAUUUAAACAGACCUAUUAACGAGUGAAUCAUGAAUAUAUGAACGAGGUAAUUCCUUUAUAGUUAUUUGAUGUCAAUGAGUCCGGAUGACGGCUUUUGGCAAAACUUCAGUUCAAAAGGCAUACAAACAAAAAAAGAAAAGAAAAACUAUAUGGGCAAUAAAAUUCGUCACGCCGGUACUCGUAAACCCUAAAAUCUUUUACUUCUCUUUAUAUUUUAUUUAGAUAUGGGACAAUUUUCCGCUAUUCCGUCAUUCCACCGUUCAGGGUCACGCAGGUCCAAGCUUUGUAUUAUUUUGACCGGACAUUUUAUGUGGCAUACAUAAAACAUUUCCGAGGUUAGCAACAGCAAGUGGUAACAUUUGCGCAUGCGUCACGCUUUCUGGGAAGCACUUCUUAUGUACCCAGACGAUUCGUACCAAAAGUUGAGAUGAUUCGUACCCAAAGCUAAGAUAAUACGUACCCAAAGCUUACACAAUUCGUACCCAUGCAAUAACCAAGUCUUUAUGAUUUAAACAGUGCGGUUAAGGCUUUUACGAAAACAGGGGAUCGAAACCGCAGAACUAACCACAAGCAAGGACGUACUGAUGGAGAGGUCGAUUAUGGGACGAAAUAAAUGUGUUUGUUUACGUCCGAAUUUGCUGCAUGUCUGAACGUCGACUAAUCGAGGACUAUUUGAAGAGCGAUAGCAUAAGAAGAAUACGACCAGGUUAGUGACACAAGCCCCGAACACAAAAUUGAAAGAGCGAUUUAAUACCACCGCAAACUUCCGUCCAGCGGCUCGCGCAUACUCGCAACGUUACCACUUGCUGUUGUGGUUAUGGUCGUCGGUCUGAUUUCCAUGAGUCAAAUGACUGAAAUUGUCACUGGAACAACAUCAAAAGGGUGAAACUAAAAGGUGAAUGUACAACUAUACCUAUAGCAGGGUAAGGAUUGUUGUCUUUAAAUCACCGGUUUUUAUUCCUUCUAAAAUAUCCUGUUAAGAGUCAAACAACUAUCAAAGAUUAAUGACAAUGCAGCAAUUCAUUGAAUUUAAUGUAUGUAUGCAUGUAGCUAAGCUUGAGCUUAAAUGAAGCUUCAACAUGUACAUAAGUUCAAGUCCUGUCAACUCUUGUUGAUAGUAACUGUAGCACUAACCGAGUUGAAGUUUUUUAAUGUUUAUGACGAGAAGAUCAUGCGACCAAUUCACUUCCGGCUUUAAACACUGUUUGAACUGGCAUCAAGUCUCACACAGUAAGCUAUCAGCAGAGAUUCCAACACUCCCGUUUUGGCCGGAAAUCUCCCGUUUUCGCUUAAUAUUCUCCUGGUUUUCAAACUCUUCCAUUUCUUUGUUUAACUAGUCUUGUUAGCGUGCUUCCUUGCCGUUUUUCUGUGGUAUCUCAGCGGUUUCCGUGGUUUCUCUGUGGUUUCUCAGCCAAUUUCACCCUUUUGGCAUCCGACCAUGAGCGUGCGACAAAAGACCUUGUCACGGUUUUCGACGCCAUCUUGACGAGUAGGCAAACACAUGAGAAAUUACAGUGUUUGUAUGAGAAUCUAAUGUUGAAUAACUUCCGUAGAAUGGCUGUUCUGAAAAAAAUAUGAUGUGUAAACUAAAGCUCCACUCCUAAGGACUCUCCUGAAGACAUUUGAGGGCGUUACAUGCACUAGAAGACCUAGAACCACUUUUUAAAAUUUUCUAUACAUUUGUCUUUAAGAAAGUCCCAGGAAAAUUACAGACAAAUAUAUGGAAAAUCUAAAGCAAGCCUCCGGAGAAAUUUAAGCACAGGUACGGCCCAAAAAUUUUUUUAGGACAAUCCUUUGCUUUGUAGCUUUAGUUUACAAUUGAUAUUUUUUUCAGAACAGCCGUUUUAUGGAAAUUAUUCGACAUUAGAUUCUCAUACAAAUACUGUAAUUUCUGACGCGUUUGCCUACUCGUCAAGAUGGCAUCGAAAACCAUGACAAGGUCUAUUUGGGGCGCAGUAUUUCCACUGACUGUGAUCUCAAAAUGCAGGAAAUGGCAUCUUAGGCCCCGUCCACACGAAGAUGAUUGUAAACACAAACGCUAGUAAACGCAUAUUUUUAUCUCCGUCCACACGAAAACGAUCAUCGUUUAUGCAGCGUUUUAACCCGUCCACACGAAAACGCUCGUAAACGCAUAAAACGAUGUCAUACACCGAACAUGCAUGCGCUAUCGAUUUGUCGGACGUUAGAAACGAAGUCGCGGAACAAUAGUUCACAAUCGCAGGUACAACAGUUCAGUGGUGCACGCAAACAACACUAGGAGAGAGAAGAAAAAUGUUGAAGUCUGCUGGCAAGAAACCGAAAGAAAAAAGUGAUAAAACUAAGGCAGACAACUUUGUUUGGACUGACGAUGAAGUACAGCUGCUUUUAGAAGUUACAUAUGACUACAAGGUGUUGAAAGCGGUGAAAAAUAUCGACUGGGACUAAGUCGUUUUACUCGAGUAAAAGUGCUUGUAGUUGUGGAUAACGAUCUUGAGAGGUUUAGUCUUCUUCUUUUGUAGUUUUCCUGUAUAUCGAUUAUUGCAUGAUUCAAUUGAAUGCUCGCAAUUAUGCUUGAAAUAAGUGCAAGCAUGACACAGCUCAACACUCGUGUGUACGCCAUCUUGGAAACGCACCCAAUAAAAGAGACUGGCGCUGACAUCUGAUGUCAGCGUUUUCACAGCGUUUACGAAAAUAUACGUUUACGACCGUCCACACGGAGACACAUAAACGGCGUUUUCAAAUUUAUCCACUUUGGAGAGCGUUUUCGAAUUUAUGCGUUUACGGUGAGCGUUUUCAUAGUCUUCGUGUGGACGGAAGGCCUAAACGCAUAAAAAAGUUUGCGUUUACUAGCGUUUGCGUUUACAAUCGUCUUCGUGUGGAUGGGGCCUUAGAGGCACAAAUCUUAAAAUUUUUGGCGGGGGAGCACGCUACCAGACCCCCUAGAGACUUGCACCUUCGGUGCUCAUGGGAGCAGCUAUGCCACUUCUAAAACCUAACUACAAGGUUGGAAUCUCUGCUUAUGUAUUUUAAAGAAUAAACAAGCUUUUUUAUUAUUCAGUGGCAAUUAAUGGGCACCAAGAUAUUUUGAUGAAUAGUAUAAUGCAACCGCACACUGAUUGUUGACCAACUUACCCAAUUCCCAGCUGUCCCCCCUCCCCCCGCACUGAAACGAUUCACCUACUACACUUGGUGGCUCAGUAAAUAGGCCAUCUCCAAGUUUCAUAUCAAUGGCCUCGCAUGCAUGGUUCAAUUUGACCUAUUACCACCCCUCUGGGCAACCCCUGGGAGAAGUCCAGACGUUUGGGCCUGAGGGUGGGGAACUGGUUGAAGCAUUUCUGUCCCAGUUGUAGGGGGUGGGGAAAAUUGCUUUGCCUUUGCAAAGUAUGUGACAUUUCUUGCACAGUUGACUACAUAUUUUCAAGGAAAAAAAGAAUUUGUCGGAGAAUGGUUGAAGAAGGAAUAACCUAUCAAUAUUUAAGCCUGUAUUUGCAGGUAUGUAUGGUACAGGACCAGUCAUUAUGCAUUUAAUAUUAAUUUUUUAUUUUCCUUUCUAAUCAUCAGCCAUGGCUGCCUCAUCUGAUCAUCUUGAGACUAUGAAAGCAACAUGGAGUCUGGACAAUCCUGAGGUUUAUCCCAUUUUUCCUAGCUAUUUUUCAUAAAUCACUACAUUUUACUCAUAUUAUACUAUACCGUUGACAUGUUGGCAAGAUCCAAGAAGUUUAUGAUUAUGCAUUGUUUGUUUGGUGGAUAACUUUGAUUUAUUCAUAUGGUCACUUAUGCAUACACCUAAUUGAAAUCUAAGUGUUGCAUAUUUAAAAAAAUGAAGUGACAAAUACAUGUCAAUUCAUUAAUUUGGCAUAUUUGUCACUUUCAUAACUUGUAUAACUUUUGGAUUUAAAACAAAUCUUUCAUACUACAAGACUCUAAACUCUAAAUGUAAGGGGGUGUUUACAUGACACAAGAGACUUUUGCCUAGGAGUGAGUUCACUGUCAUGGCUCUAUAUUUGUUUACAUGAUACCACCACAAAAUGUCAUGCCGGCACAAGUCACCUCGGCGUGAGUUCACCCCGGUUCUUGUACUGGGGCAAGAAUUUCACUCCGGUACGAAAUCUCGCAACGGUAUCAUGUAAACGCAAAACGUUCACCCGUUUCGGUAUGAAAUUGGUCUCCCGGUAGACUGGAAUGGGUAGUGCAUUCGUAAUGUUGCGAUUUUGAAUGACAUGUGUAUUUUAUCAUCAUGAAGUGUACCUUCAAAUAAUGAGAUCUGAAAUGACCAAGUCAUUAUAUAAAUGAGAUACGAAAUCAAAAAGUCAUCGCGGAAUGAAACUCGCACCAGUGUGAAUUUUCUCAUGUAAACACCCCCUAAGCUGUAAAUUUAUGAAAGUGCAUGACUGGUUUGAGACUAAUAAUAAAAUUUGGAAGAAAUAAUAUUGAUAUGCUUGAUUAAUUCCUACUUGAAUGAAAGGGCAAGUUUCUAAAAACAUUUGGGGGAUUCCUUGGGUGGGGGAGUGAAUUAUGAAAAUUUGGCCAUUCUGCCUCUAUAUUGCAUCAACUUAGUUGAUUAAAACAAAUUUUUGUGUAAGUUGCAAUCAAUUUGUUUGUUUCAUUUUAAUUUUUUUCCUAUGACUGUUGCAUUAUUAAAAUUAGGUUUAUCUUCAAAUACUAGUCCAUUAACACUGAUUAAUAUAGACAUCACUUAUUGAUAACUUAACUGCAAAAAGGUCUUAUACAUGUAAAGAAGCCAUUUUGCCUCCAAACUAAAUACACAUAAGCUCUCUUUUUGCCCAAGACCAAGUACAUGUAUCAUUUAAGAAACUUAAUUAUUAUCAACGUGAAGAUUUGGGAUCAAUGUGAAGAUUUAGAUUAUACAAAUGAAGUAGGCAUGGUGAUAGAAAAAAAGAGGCUGAGUGGUUAGAGCUCUGGACUUGUGAUUUAGAGGUCACGAGUAAAAGCCCUGCACCAACCGCUACCUGGUUUUUUUCUUCGUAGUCCCGAGUUGAAAUCCUCAACCACGCUUGUAAAAUAGGCAACUGGUUUGCCACCAGUUGGGAUUUUUAACCAUGUAAUGUUCCAUUUAAAUUAUUUAGUUCAUUAUCCCUAAAGAACCCCAUUAUUAUUAUCAUUAUCAUUACUAAACCAGAAAAAUCAACAGUUUACAAUGUAUUAAAACAGUAGUCUGUUAUCAAACCUGCCAUGUCUUUUGGGUCAAAGGUCUCCUAGCGAUUCACUGUUAAAGUCGUUGUUUUGUAGGUUUGCUAUACUGAGACCAGUGUUCCAGUGUUACAUGUUACUCUUCUUUGUGGUGAGUGGAGUUCAUCUGCUGGUGGGUUGUCAACAAUAAACAGAGAGCUUGCUAUUCACCUUUCAAAACAUUCCACGGUGAAGGUUUCUUUACUAGUCCCAGUGGGAGCUUGCAACACUCAAGAAAUAAGAGAAGCAGAUGGCUAUGGAAUCACCAUUGUUGAGGCGAAAGAACGUGUAGCAUAUGAUCGUCUUGAUUGGUUGAUCAUCCCACCCCAGGACCACUUCAUGGACAUCGUUGUUGGCCAUGGUGUAAAACUUGGUCGACAAGUGCAAUUCAUCAGAGACUCUGCUCAAUUUCCAAAUUGCAAAUGGGUGCAAGUGGUUCACACUGCUCCAGAGGACCUGAGCAGAUACAAAUGCUACACUGACCCCAUUUCAAAAGGUGAAACAAAACACGAAUCAGAAGUUGAACUUUGCAAACUUGCUGAUCUUGUUGUGCCUGUGGGACCCAGACUGAAAGAAGUCUACUCUUCAUGUUUACAGCGAUGUAAGACAGAUCAAGACGUUUUGUCCAUUACUCCAGGCCUUUUUGAAAGAGAGUUUUUGGAUUUAGUGUCAAAACAAGAUCAUAAAGAGGAUAGCGAAUUUAAAGUGUUGUUAUUUGGUCGUGGGGAUGAUGAGGACUUUGAACUCAAAGGUUACAACAUUGCUGCCAAGGCAUUUACUGAUCAACGGCUACAAAAUAAAUCUUAUCAUCUAGUCUUUGUCGGAGCACCUAAAGGGAAACAAGAAAAAGUCAGAGAAAAACUUCUUCAGGGUGGUAUUGCAGAAGCACAGUUGACUGUUAGAAAAUUUAUACAAAGCAGAGACAAACUGAAAGAUUUGCUGUGUGAAGCUGACCUUACCAUCAUGCCAUCAAAAUCAGAAGGAUUUGGUCUUGUCGCACUUGAGGCCUUGUCUGCAGGUUUACCCAUUCUUGUAGGCAGUAGGUCAGGAUUUGCCAAAGCAUUAGAGAAUGUUCCAAAUGGUUAUUCAUGCAUCGUGAAUUCAGAUGAUCCUGCAAAAUGGGCAGAAGCAAUAGAAGCUGUACGUACUAGGCAUCGAAUGCGGCUGGAAGAGAUUAAAGUACUGAGAGCUUCUUAUGGGGAGAUGUACAGUUGGCAGGAGCAAUGUGAAGCCCUUGUGAACAGACUUUGGAAAAUGAGUCAUGGUAAGAAAUAUACCCCUUUACAAUCCUAA
This is a messenger RNA of Porites evermanni, 13889 nucleotides long. The record is from the annotation of a GenBank genome assembly. Lineage: Eukaryota; Metazoa; Cnidaria; Anthozoa; Scleractinia; Poritidae.